CAAAUUCGCGAAGCUCCGAAGUCUCCAAUCCACCUGUAGAUUUUCCCGGCAGAUUUUUCCCUCACUUUCUCUCGCAUUUUCUCGCCGGUCCUGCUGCUCGAUUUCGCCGGAAGCAUCCAUCCCAGAGCCUGCCUACGCGCCCCCCCCCCCCCCUCCCCCUAUGGCCGAAUGGAGCCAGAUGCCGGAGGACCUCCUCGGGCUCAUCGCGCGGCGCCUCGACGCGCAGUUCGACGUCCUCCGGUUCCGAUCCGUCUGCUCCUCGUGGCGUUCCGCGGCGGCGCCGAGCCCCAGCCCCUCCCGGCGCGGCCGCUUCCCGAUCCUCCCGAACGACGGGAUCUCCGACGCCGCCUGGGGGUUCCACCUCUCCAAGCGCACCAUCUUCCUCCUCGGGGUGCCCCGAUCCCGAUCCCGAUCCCCCGACCAGACCGCCCCCGGCGGGUGGCUGCUCAAGGUCAAGGAGGACGUCCCCCGGAGGAUGAACCUCCUGAACCCUCUCUCCAGGUGCCAAUUCACUCCUCUCCCCGAGGAUUUCCCGAGAGUUUUGGAUCUGUUGAACCUGCAAGUGCUGGAGCUAGGGCACGAGUAUGUGUUGCAGUACAUGAGUUACCGCCCUGGCGGUAACGAUGGUCAUCUGUACAUGGAGAAGGUUGUCUUUUUGUGUUUGGACAAUGAAAAUGACUUCGCGCUGCUCACGAUUCACGUGUCUGGGAAAUUGGCCAUGUUUAAAUCUGGGGAGAAGCGGUGGUCCAUCAUUCAGGACAUGCCGUCCCCGUACGACGACGUGAUACUGUUCAAGGGGGAGUUCUAUGCCGUCGACGGCACCGGGAGGACCGUGGUUGUCGGGUUGGAUCUGGGUGUGAUCUUGAUCGCGGAGUCGAACUUUGGUGGGGACAAGAAGUUCUUGGUGGAAUCGGUGGGCGAGCUGCUGUUGGUCGAUAUGUAUUUGAGCCUGGAUGCGGAGAAUGAUCACGAUGGCGUGGUCGCGGAAUUGGCAGAGGAUUUCGAUUACCUUCUGAGGGAGAGGACGGUCCGGUUUAAGGUCUACAGGUUGGAGAGAGAAGAGAAGGCAUGGAAUGAGGUGAAAGAUUUAGGGGAUAGGGUGUUGUUUCUGGGAGAUGAUUGCACAUUUUCCGCUUCGGCUGCGGAUUUAAGGGCUUGUAAAGGGAAUUGCAUUUUUUUUGCGGAUAAUUGGGAAGUGGAAGGAGCUUCGAAGAGCACUGAGAUUGGUGUCUAUGAUAUGGAUAGUGGCAUUAUUGGACCUUUAGAAGAUUAUGCAGGUUAUUCAGAGCUGUUCUGGCCACCUCCGGAUUGGAUUGCUUCAAGGACCUCGGAAGUUCAAAAUCGAUUGGAAGCAGUGGCAGUGUAAUGCAGAGGUUGGUCUUCUUGGAUAUGGGGUGUCGCCGCAAUCGAAUCGUUCACGGCAUUGUACAUGAAUAACGCAGUAAGAACGGACUAGAGAGGUUGAUUCAGCUGACUGCAUGGGACCAAGGCAACUACUAUCGAUGAUUAAAGAAGGCAAGAAGGUAGUCUGGUUAGGCGACAAUGCAUCCUCUGAAUAACUGAUCAUGCGAUCAAAUUCUCAGAUCCACCAAAAGGACCUACAUCUUUGCACAGGUCUUUGUUAUAUAUUUGUCUGUUUAUUAAGGAUUUCGCCAGACGAAAUUACUCUGCUCCCUAGACUCUGCGGCCUAUGUUAAUUGAUGCAGAAGCAGAGGGAGCAGUUCGGUGUACAUAGAUUGCAAAGGCCAUUAUUGUUUGAGCUAUAGAAAGUAUGGUCUUGUGACUA
Syzygium oleosum is the source of this 1786-nucleotide messenger RNA. RefSeq names its product F-box protein SKIP23. Gene Ontology annotation, molecular function: protein binding. Lineage: Eukaryota; Viridiplantae; Streptophyta; Magnoliopsida; Myrtales; Myrtaceae. Bases 161 to 1366 code for a protein of 401 amino acids. The transcript is spliced from 2 exons. The record is from RefSeq and is a predicted model, not a curated record.